AUGCCUCGUCAUCUAUUUCUUGAAUCAAAAACAACUUUAUCAACAAAUAAAAAUAUUUUAAAUCAAUCGGAGAGACUUAUUUAUCAUUCACAAACAUCAAGAGAUAAUCGAAUUCAUAAUAAAGAAAAUGAUCUAGAUGAAGAUGAUCAACCAAGAAAACAUUCACCAAAUAGAACAGACGAUACAUUCAUAUUUCGAGAACAUAGACAAAGAUGGUCUAAGAAUCAAUCAACAUCUGAUAAACGUCAACAACGUCGACCAUUAUCCAAAAUGGGUACUACAUUUUCAGGUGCUAGCUCAGCAUUAUCAGACUCACCAUCAACUUUACCUAAUGGUAUACGAUCAAAUCUAUUCAAUAGUCUAAGUCCUUCUCGAGAUAAAAAUGGAGGACGUAUUCCAUUAUCAACAACAACUUUAUUGAAUGAUUCACGUCCACCACCACGUAUUAAAAUUCUUGAAUUACGUGCUGAAAUUGAAAAUAAACCAACAUUAAUCGAUGAAACAUCAUCAUCAGUUUUAAAAUAUAAAACACCACAAUUUAAAUCACAUGUUAUUUUUCAAAUGCCUGCAAUUGAUGAAAAUCAAAAUUGGAAAAUUGGAUGGAUUCAAGCUUGUACACAUAUGGAAUUUUUUAAUACAUAUGGAGAUUAUGGUUAUACAUCAUGGGAAUUUCCUGAAAUGGUGACACGUGAAAAACCAUUAAUAAAUGAUAGUGAUGGACGAAAUUAUCCUUGGUAUGGUAGUUCACAUCAAGUUGUUACUAUCAAUGGACCUAUAUCACAUACAUCAAAAUAUACAGUUACAAUGAGAGAUUUUUUUCAUCCUUGGUAUGUUUAA
This is a messenger RNA of Rotaria sordida, 837 nucleotides long. NCBI's taxonomy places the organism in Eukaryota, Metazoa, Rotifera, Eurotatoria, Philodinida, Philodinidae. The record is from the annotation of a GenBank genome assembly.